Molecule: messenger RNA, 840 nt
Organism: Asterias rubens (European starfish)
Lineage: Eukaryota; Metazoa; Echinodermata; Asteroidea; Forcipulatida; Asteriidae
Exons: 1
Coding region: 1-840 (279 amino acids)
Source: RefSeq, a predicted model, not a curated record
AUGGAUGCGGUCAAGGACCGGGGGAUAUUAGGAAUGGACUUUCUCCUGCCUACAAAUGGACGACUGGACUUCAAGGACAUGGUGUUGACCCUGAAUGGAGAACGAAUAGGGUGCCAGAACGGUCAGGGUGCGAACGUUUGUGCGCGUGUGACUGUAGAGGUGACUGUGGAGGUGCCUCCGGGGCAUGAGGCCCUUGUCUCGGGAAGAGUCUCUAGGAAAUUUACAGGGCUUGGAGUAAUGGAGCCAGCGGAAACUACAGAGUUGGCAAGUAGAGGACUGAUAGUAGCAUGGCUGUUGGUAAAACCUGAAGAGGAAAUGCUCCCCAUUCGUGUUUUCAACCCAGGACGAAGGACUUGUGUAGUGAAGGGAGGCAGUGGAGCAGGAAUUCUAACCCCGGUGGAAGGCAGAGAUGUCCAGGAGCCCGAUGUGGUUCGUGCCAGAGAGGAAAUUGGACAGCUACCAGCCCAUUUGGAAGACUUGUACUCGAAGAGUACUGCCGGUGUGGCCCAGGAGUAUCAUGGUGAAAUAGCAAGGCUACUACUUGCGUAUCAGGACAUCUUUUCUAAGGGGAGUGAGGACAUAGGUCACACUGACCGGGUGAGACACCAUAUUGAUACCGGGGAUGCCAGGCCUAUAAGGGAGAGACCGAGAAGAUUUCCAACGGUGGAACAGGAGGAGAUCUCCAGGCAGGUGCAAGAACUACUUAAGGAGGAUAAGAUUGCACCAUCCAGCAGUCCUUGGGCUGCCAACGUGGUACUGGUAAAGAAAGAGGAGCGGGACUAUGCCCAAGUGGUGCGUGAGAGAAUGCAGGGCGCACAUGAAAGGCUAGCGAACACUUGA